GUGGCCGGACCAUCUUUCAUUCUUUCUAACCUUUUUUGAACUUUAUCGUCUUUUCAUUCGAGCUAGUCUCUAUUCACAUCGUAUUCAUACAAUCACCAUGAGGUUCAUCACUCUCCUUCCCAUUCUCGCACUUGGCGCUUCCGCCGCUGCCUACGUUGUCCCGGACACAUCGGCAGAGAACGCUGUCCAGGCUCGUAACUCCGGUGCUGUGCACGCUUUUGGAGUACUUAAUUCCCGUACCGCACUCCCAGAGCCCCAUCACAAGGGUCGUGGAAAGAAGAACAACAACAAGCGAGAGGACGACACUGGUGAUGAUCUUGAUCACUCUAUUGACAAGCGCCACCACAAGGGUCGUGGCAAGAAGAACAACAACAAGCGUGAAGAGGACGAUGAGGAGGACCUUGACCUUGACCACGCUAUUGAGCGCCGCCAUCACAAGGGCCGCGGCAAGAAGAACAACAACAAGCGUGAAGAGGAUGACGAGGAAGACCUUGAUCUAGACCACUCUCUUGACAAGCGCCACCACAAGGGCCGCGGCAAGAAGAACAACAACAAGCGCGAAGAGGAUGAUGAGGAAGACCUUGACCUUGACCACGCCAUUGAGCGACGCCAUCACAAGGGUCGCGGCAAGAAGAACAACAACAAGCGUGAAGAGGACGACGAGGAGGACCACGCUAUUGAGCGACGCCACCACAAGGGCCGCGGCAAGAAGAACAAUAACAAGCGUGAAGAGGACGAUGAGGAGGACCUCGACCUUGAUCACGGUAUCGAGCGACGCCAUCACAAGGGCCGUGGCAAGAAGAACAACAACAAGCGCGAUGAGAGUGUCGAGAGCGUCGAGAAGAGGCACCACAAGGGUCGUGGCAAGAAGAACAACAACUAGAUAAUUAUCUC
Molecule: messenger RNA, 894 nt
Organism: Aaosphaeria arxii CBS 175.79
Lineage: Eukaryota; Fungi; Ascomycota; Dothideomycetes; Pleosporales
Exons: 2
Coding region: 98-883 (261 amino acids)
Source: RefSeq, a predicted model, not a curated record